UCCUUUGUUGUCUUUUAUAAACACAACAUGAACGCCAUUUUGUUUGCUUGCCUGUUCGCGUGCGUGGCUCAGAAUGCCUACGCACAAUUUGGCCUCGGCAACCCUCUCGGAUGCAAUGGUCUUGGUCUUGGACCUAUCAACCCCUUAGCUGGUCCAUUCCCUGGCAAUUUAGGUGCACCGGGUCUUGGUCUAGGCGGCUUGCCAGUCGCCGCAGGGCCGAUCGCCUACGGUGACGUAGCCAUAGCGGGUGAGUUGCCAGUGGGUGGCAACACUGCUAUUGCUGGCAAUGUGCCAGUUGUUGGCUACGUUAUGUUCGAGGGCAACGUGCCUGCUGGAGGUAUCGUGAGUGUUGCCAACGGCUGCGGUUGCGGUUGUAUGUAAAGCUUUAAUUUUUGUUAUAAAAGGUGAAAUAAAUUAGUUUUUUUAAA
Messenger RNA from Manduca sexta (tobacco hornworm), 428 nucleotides. RefSeq names its product chorion class CA protein ERA.1. Lineage: Eukaryota; Metazoa; Arthropoda; Insecta; Lepidoptera; Sphingidae. Gene Ontology annotation, molecular function: structural constituent of egg chorion. The coding region runs from base 28 to 381 and encodes 117 amino acids. Gene Ontology annotation, cellular component: egg chorion. The transcript has 2 exons. Gene Ontology annotation, biological process: multicellular organism development; chorion-containing eggshell formation. The record is from RefSeq and is a predicted model, not a curated record.